CUAUCGACCUGUUGUACUGGCGUGACAUCAAGCAGACAGGGAUCGUGUUCGGCAGCCUCCUGUUGCUGCUCUUCUCCCUGACCCAGUUCAGCGUCGUCAGUGUCGUGGCCUACCUGGCCCUUGCUGGCCUCUCGGCCACCAUUAGCUUCAGAAUCUACAAAUCAGUCCUACAGGCCGUGCAGAAGACGGAUGAGGGCCACCCCUUCAAAGCCUACUUGGAGAUGGAAAUGAAUCUCUCACAGGACCAGAUUCAGAAAUACACAGACUGUCUCCAGCUAUACGUCAACAGCACAGUCAAAGAGCUGAGGAGACUCUUUCUCGUUCAGGACCUCGUGGACUCUUUAAAAUUUGCAGUACUAAUGUGGCUGCUGACUUACGUGGGAGCCCUCUUCAAUGGCUUGACUCUUCUGAUAAUGGCUGUGGUGUCUAUGUUUACUCUGCCCGUUGUAUAUGACAAGUACCAGGCACAGAUUGAUCAAUACUUGGGACUGGUGCGGACCCACAUAAACACUGUUGUGGCAAAGAUUCAAGCUAAAAUCCCAGGUGCCAAGAGAAAGGCAGAAUAAAGCAGAUAUCAAGAAUUCAUCGACUACAGUAGUGAAUAAUGGGGGAAUCUGGAGUGAAACAACUCUGUUCUUACACUUUACUGCAAAUCUAUCGUUCUUUUUUUUCUCGACACCAUAAUCUUAGAAACAUAAAAUUUGGAAGCAGAGCUUUUCCCCUGCUGCUUCUGCACUUAGAAUCAACCACUUGUGUCAAGCACUAAAGUAUAGUAAAGAGAAAAGUGUACUAGAUGUGUUUUUUUGUGUUGCUUAUAAAGUGCAUGAUGGUGAGAGCCUGAAUAAUAUUGACCUUUUUUAUUUUAUUUUUUUAGUGUUUUUCCUUCUUCUAUUGGCAUUGCUUCUAUAACUUUUAAUGUUACAUGUGGCUAGGGGCUUUCCUGCUUAGCGCACUGAUGCAAUAGUUAAAAUUGCUUCUACGUCACUGGGUUGCUGGUUGGAUUCAUCUUUAUUAACUAUAUAGAAUUGUAGACUGAUGUUUUAGUGUUUUCCAGCACAAAUAAACAGUAAUCGGUACUUAUGGUAAUUGGUUUUGUAUAACUCAAAAAAAUGAAAACAAAACCCAGUACUUUUGUCGUAAGGGAUUGACAGGCUGAUUUACAUGUAUGGUAACUGGAAAGUUCCAGCAUGUUAAAUUUAUUACAAUUUGUAUUACAUUCUCUGUAGUUCCUAAUGGACUUAGUUAUGGAUUCUGAAUAUUUGCAUUUACGUACUUGAUACCGAAUGCAGAAAUAAAUGUUACUAAAUGUAAAAA
Messenger RNA from Pelecanus crispus (Dalmatian pelican), 1314 nucleotides. NCBI's taxonomy places the organism in Eukaryota, Metazoa, Chordata, Aves, Pelecaniformes, Pelecanidae. The record is from RefSeq and is a predicted model, not a curated record.